AUGGGUGAGGACGAUGGCAUGAUGCUUUUGAACCUUGACACCAAUGUUGGUGAGGAUUCGACUCCGAGAAAAGUCAAAGUAAGCGGGGGAAAGUGGAAGGAUAGAAGAAGAGCGAACAAACAGUUCAACAGCUCACAUCAUGGGGAUGGAGAUGGCCAGGAGGUGCAGCAAGGGAUGCUCAAGCGGGCUCGAGAUGCCAGUCGCGCCAGUGGUGCAAACAGUGUGCGGAAAAUCGCGAGAACUGAUGGAAAAGAUGGAAGGAGCACCAAGAGUAGCAGCAGUAGUAACGCUAACAGCCGCAAAGAUAAUGCUAAUAACAGCUCUAACAGCAAUACUGGCACGCAGUUUGUGUCGUCGCUGUUCACUUCUAAUCGGGAAAUAACCACUUCGGUAAACAGCAAUGCCCACGAUGAUAAGGUUGAAGUCAGUCCAUCUAAUGCCCCGCUGCUACAAGAUUCGUUUGAAGCUCUAGGAAUUACUUCACCGAUUCUACAACACCUAAACGACAAAAUGCGGAUUUCAAAACCAACCCGUGUGCAGAAACUCAGUAUCCCCACGCUGAUUGCAGCUCAAAACGAUGUUUUCGUUCACGCACAAACCGGUUCUGGUAAGACGCUGGCGUUCUUGCUGCCUAUUCUUACUCGUAUUUUGGGGAUGAAAGCACAUGUUGAUCGCCAGUCGGGCUGUUUCGCGAUGAUCAUCACGCCAACCCGAGAACUAGCAUCUCAGAUUUACUCGGUCGUGCUGACCUUGACACAAUGUUGUCAUUAUUUGGUUCCCUGUUUGCUCAUUGGUGGUGAACGUAAGAAAGCGGAGAAAGCAAGACUUCGCAAAGGUUGCAAUUUUAUAGUCGGCACUCCAGGACGUAUCCUGGAUCAUUUGCAAAACACUCGGGUCAUCCGAGAACAACUUGCUUCUACCUUGAGGUACUUGAUUUUAGAUGAAGGUGACAAAUUGAUGGAGUUGGGUUUUGAAGAAACGAUUUCUGAUAUUAUCAAGCUGCUGCACGAAAUUCCUCCGGAUCACUCCAAGUAUCCAGGACUCCCUAGGCGAAUCGUACAUACAUUGUGCAGUGCUACUCUAAAGGGUAGUGUUAGCAAGCUCGGUAAUGUCGUUCUUAAAGACUACAAAUUGAUAAGUAGCGGCCAAAAGCAGCAAGAAGUGAACACUGUUCCUGAUCAGUUGCUUCAAAGUAUCACAAUUGUCCCACCAAAACUGCGAUUGGUGACUCUAUCUGCUCACCUCAGUAAUUUAACGGCAACGCAUAUCUCUUCUGGUAGUAAAGACACCAUGCGUACCAUCAUUUUCCUGUCGUGUUCCGAUAGUGUUGAGUUUCAUUACGAUGUGUUUUCUGCUGACGGGGGGAAAAGUCGAAGCCUGGUAGGUGACUCUGUUCGUGCGCUGUCAGGUAACUCUACCUCGCUACCUUGUCUAUCUCAGGUCACUGCGCCUUCGGUGGUGUGCUAUAAACUGCAUGGCUCGCUAUCUCAGCAGAUUCGUACGGCAACCCUUCACAACUUCACAAAUGAGACAGAUGCAACUCGCGGGAAGCACUUGAUUAUGUUUUGUACAGAUGUCGCGAGUAGAGGUCUAGAUUUACCUCGCGUGAGUUCCGUCAUCGAGCUUGACCCUCCGUUUGCCGUUGAAGACCAUUUACACAGGAUUGGGCGGACAGCUCGUGCCGGUGUGAGUGGAGAAUCGCUGCUAUUCCUGCUACCGGGCGAAGAAGAAGGUUAUAUGGAUCACAUCAAACCUUAUCAUCCUAAAGGCUGGAAACUGUUGAAGUUUGACACUGAAAUACUGAAAGUUGCUUUUGCAGAUUCUAGUGUGUUAAGGAACGAUAAAAAGGAUGAGAGAGAAGUUUCGGCAGAGUGGGAUAACAAUGCCACGACUUGGCAUCUCAACGUAGAGAGGAGAGUUCUCGAGGACCAAGCUUUCAAGGAUGUCGCCGUGAAGGGUUACAUUAGUCACAUUAGAGCCUACGCCACUCAUCUGUCCACUGAGAAGAAAUUCUUCAACAUCAAGUGUUUGCAUUUAGGCCAUUUGGCCAAAAGUUUCGCUCUUAGAGAAAGACCAAAAGCUAUGGGCAAUUCGAGUGUCAAAAAUAAUAAUAGUGAGAAUGCUGUCAAGAAACCUAAGGAGGACGCCAAGUCAAAAAUGCUGCGUAUGGCCAACUUGGCACUGCGUCAAAGCCAAAGUGAAUUCAACUAUUAA
Molecule: messenger RNA, 2214 nt
Organism: Lachancea dasiensis
Lineage: Eukaryota; Fungi; Ascomycota; Saccharomycetes; Saccharomycetales; Saccharomycetaceae
Source: the annotation of a GenBank genome assembly